Molecule: messenger RNA, 450 nt
Organism: Pieris macdunnoughi
Lineage: Eukaryota; Metazoa; Arthropoda; Insecta; Lepidoptera; Pieridae
Source: the annotation of a GenBank genome assembly
AUGCCUUUACCUGGAUGCUCCUGCACCAGUAGCGUAGCGGCGACAGUGCUGAUCGCCUUGCUGCUGCUGCCGGUGGAGUUCUUUGUCCCAGACCUCACACCGAAAUUGCCACCAACGGCGCUGCCGCAAAACACGAUCUUCGUACCGGGCACAAAUACUUGGUUUUUCCUUGAUUUUCCGCCCCUCGAUAUAUUUUUAACGUUGGUUCUUAUCGUGUGGGCGACCACGACCUACCUCUGCGCUUGGAUACAAAGGAAGAUAAUGGAAAGACGAAUAUUAAAGCUAAGGGCGUCAUUGCAAGACUGUGUGAAGCGCGCGCGAGGAUUAGAGGCGCAACAGGAGCAGACAGAGACCAGCAUCAGGCUCGCGCGUGCAGCGGCCGCGGAGUACGGGCUGUUGAUGCAUUUACUGCUGGCGCGACGACGCCCUUCAUCGCAAUUACGCACCUAA